GCUUUUAAGAGAGAGAGAGAGAGAGAGAGAGAGAGAGAGAGAGAGAGAGAGAGAGAGAGAGAGAGAGAGAGAGAGUCACAACAGCCAGUAACCAAUAGCCUUGCCUAUUGUGAUCAUUAGCCUUGUUAGCAAAUGCAGCAAGCUAGCAAUUCACUCUGAGACUCGCCAAUGCGAUUACAAUUGGGACACUAGACUGCAGCUAACUUGGAAGGAUUUUUCUUUUUGCUCCAACUGAAGAGUAACCAAGGAAUCUGUUCUACAUCAGCCUGACCAAAAUGAAAAUGAGACUACAGAACCUCUUCUACAUCUUUUUUUUCAUAGUGAUGAGUCUUUUACUUGUAAAUGGACAGAGGCCAGGAAACUUCACCCAAAGAAGAAAAAUCCAUAGGCAUCUCUGCCCACACAGAAGAUGCCUGCCUCUUCAUUCACGAGUCCCCUUCCCCUAAGGUCUAAAUUUCUGUGCCAAAACUGGGAAAAGAUGAGGAAGAAAUGGAGCCUACUGGUGCUGCCUGGACACAGACAGGUCUCAAAAGCACCUCUUCAGAUUCAGUUUACCAAAGCAGUCGCCUUCAGACUGAUGCCCAUCACCGUUCGACACCAAGCUACCACAACCAAAUUAAAACUCAAAAGCAAAUAGACUUUCAAGAGAUUAGAAUUUAUUUACCAAGUAAACUGCGGGAUUGUGGUAUAGAGUUGCCAGAUAGUUCUGGAAGGGUACCCUGCUUGCAGUUUAUUAGAUAUUAACAUAGCAAUCAUUUAACCAGUAAAGCCUGUAGGAUAUGUUAAUAUCAAUUACAUGCUUUAUUAAUGGGGGUUAUUUAGAGCCAUUGCCAUUGCUGGGUCAGGCCUGUGACAUUAAAGUCAAUAACUGUAUGCUUAACACAGGAAUUCCCAGGGUGUUUAAAAAUACCAGAUUCCCUUGGCUCAGACCAAUUGGGUAAUACCAAGACAGAGACACUGAACCAUUGCAAAAUGCUUGUGACAUUGGAAAUCAUAUUGUAUAUAUUUUAUUAUUAAUUCAUAUUUUGUUUGUAGUCGCGAUACUUUAACGAGUGUAAAGGAACUUCAUUGUAAGUAGACAUCUAGGCAGCAUAAUAAUGUAUUUGUUUGCCUGAUGAAGUAAACCAUAUCUUAAAACAUUUUCACUACUCUUUCAAUAAACUUUGUGCUAUCUGGUGUACAUAAAAUGUCACACUGCUUUUCAGUUAGUAGUUAUGUGUAUUAAAUAUGUAUUAGUAUAUAAGAAGUUUAUUAUGUAAGUUAUGCACUUCA
Messenger RNA from Polyodon spathula (Mississippi paddlefish), 1272 nucleotides. RefSeq names its product apelin receptor early endogenous ligand-like. The record is from RefSeq and is a predicted model, not a curated record. Gene Ontology annotation, molecular function: apelin receptor binding. Bases 276 to 446 code for a protein of 56 amino acids. The transcript is spliced from 3 exons. Gene Ontology annotation, biological process: heart development; apelin receptor signaling pathway. Lineage: Eukaryota; Metazoa; Chordata; Actinopteri; Acipenseriformes; Polyodontidae.